AUUCCUUCCGCUUUGGACCUUGAGCGUAUUGCAUCUGCAUGGUUAUAGGAAAGAUGCCAUUCAACGCGCGAGCGUUCUCACGAGCGCACCAGCGACUGGUCAAUUCAGCACCUGACCGAAAUGCCGAACCCAACAAUGAGGAGCUCACUGAAAACGAACGUUCCGCUCACGAGAAGAGAUUUCUCAUACCGUUCACGUCAAAGAUUCACAGCGGGAGAACGGUUUUCGACAAAGUGGUCACAACCCAGCAUGAUCAUGCAAGUUCUACCACGAGGAGGAAAAGAAAGCGCUCCCACAAGGACGAUUUCAUCAAAAACUUACCCGACGACGAUGAGCGAGAAGAAAGAUGGAAGCUUCAGCCAUUUGAGGAAGGUGACCUACCCCCGCGUCCUGGCCCAGGCCUCUUGACAUAUAAGGAUGGGACCAUGGUACUCGUUCAUGAGUGGCUCGGCAAAGAGAGGGAUGAAAUGAUAGAACUGCUCCACAACCCUGAACGCUGCCAAAAGAUCGCGUCCCUGCCCCAUCUGGACCCACACUGUAGGCUGCACCCAUGGCAGCAGACAGGCGCAUGGAAAAGCUUCGUCUCGUGUCAAGGGCCUAUGAGAGGUGUCAUGAACGUCAGUAAGAUGGGCACUGGAAAGACUCGGGAGACAUUGGUCAUGCUUGAGUAUGCAAGGACUGUCGCCAAAGUCCCUGGAAGCUUCGACCUUGUGCUCACGCCACGGAGCUGCAUCGGUCAAUGGGUGCAGGAAGUCGAGCAGACAUUUGCUCCGGGCAAACGGCCACGCGUUUUCGUCCUAAGGAACCCUCGAACCACCGCAGGUGACCUCCUUAGGUUCGACGCGGAUAUUGUCAUCACAACCUACCAUUUUCUGUUCAAGCAGGCGUGGAGAUUGAAGAAAUACCUCAAUUACAUACGCCUCAUCCAGGAAGUAGGAUCUGAAAAGGCCCUGCAAUUGGCAAAGGAGAAGCGGUGGCCCGCUGAGCGGCCAAUCCUCUCCCUGUAUUCUGCUAUUUUCAAAGGUAACCCUUUCCGCCACGUGGUCUGCGACGAAGCCCACAUGGUCAAGAACUCACACGGUAAACAUCACAAAGCUAUACGUGCUCUUUUCUACAAUGCUAUCGUCCUUAUUACUGGUACACCUUUUCCAAACAGGCUCUUUGACGGCUUCGCAUAUAUCGACCUGCUACCUAAUGAGCCCUUCCAUGGAGUGGAAGAUAUCGAACGUAUUUUUGGAAACGACGAAUUCCACACCGGUCUUGGAACUCUGCAACCUACCCGACUGGCGCGGUUCACGAAGUUCUUUAUGAGUUUCAGCUACGGCAACACCAAUGAGCAGCUUAAACUUCCGCCGUGCAAGCAGGAACAGGUUCUCUUCACUCUAAACGAAGAAAUUGAGGUUCGGGUUGCCUUCUACGUGCAGAGAAUCGUAGAUAUGAUCUCCCGUGCGGAACGAAGCCUUUCUAGCAUUGGUCAGGAAGGCGAACACUCCGAGAUCAUGCAGAUGAUCUCCAAGGCCAGAUCUCUCGCUUUCGUGGACAGCUUCGUAACGGAGGAGACCCCUGAAAGAAUUGGAAUGAUGAAGCAGACGAUGCAACGACUGCGCAAAAUACACCGUGAACAGCUGAAAAAGACGCCUGAAGAGAGCUCAGAGGACCUGCCAGAGUGGGCGCACAUAGGAAAGGAGCUCUUGCAACGCAUGGAAGCUUCCGAACCAGUAAGCCAUCAUGAGCUCCUUGCCUUCACGGAGUCGUAUAUGGAUUGGGCAAAAGACAAGGACGUGAUCUCGGAAAGGAAACAGUUCGUAGAGGAAUUGCAACGGAAGGGGAUUGAAAUUCCUAAAGUAGCACGAAUGAAAAAAAAAAAGAACACCACCUCCUCGAGAAAGCGGCUCAAUGCAAACACGGACGACGACGGGUCGGAUGUCGAGGAUGAAGCAGAGGAGGAAAUCGCGCAGAUGGAUAUGUCCGAGGUAUUGCUGCGAGAUGAAGUCAGGGACGAGCCAAAAUCGGGAAAGAAGAGCAGCAAGGAAGCUGAAAAAAGAGCCACCUUCAAGAAGGAGCUAGCAGCAAGCGACCUCAACGACUUGGUAUCGGAGCGAGUCGCAGCGGUCAUCCAAAAGUUCAAUGAGAUUCGAGCCGCUCAUCCCGAGGAUAAAAUCAUUAUCUGGUCGACCUCUGUGAAGUUCUUGGACGUUUUGGCGGAAGUGCUCUCGCGGGACGAAUCUGGUAGGGCCGGAGUGAACUGCUACCAGUUUGAUGGCAAGCUCGAUGAUAUAGAACGGAGCGUGACCUUGAAAGACUUCAAGGAGGCACCACCAAGUCGACCGCUCCUCACAUCUACUGGUGCCGGCGGCAAUGGACUGAAUCUCACUUGUGCGAACCAGGUGAUACUGUGUGAGCCCCUUUGGAACGCACAGGACGAGCAACAGGUCAUUGACCGUUGUCACCGGCAACCUCAAGCAAAGACGGUAUACGUUUAUCGAAUUUUUGGGGCGAAUUCGGCCAUUGAUAUCAUGACGGAGAAGGCGAAAAGGAGGAAAUGGGCGCAGAUCAAGCCGGUCAUGGAGCAGCUCCGCAGGAGCGAGGGGGUGAAGUUGCGGAUUCCAAAAAUAGCUAAAUGGUACUGUUCGUUGAGGGACCUAAGCCUGGAUGAGUAGGGCCUAGUUCCGCCAGACACUUCUUCUCGAAUGAGCGGCUUUACAGUUAGCGGAGGACAAUGAAGGGG
This is a messenger RNA of Westerdykella ornata, 2728 nucleotides long. RefSeq names its product P-loop containing nucleoside triphosphate hydrolase protein. The record is from RefSeq and is a predicted model, not a curated record. Lineage: Eukaryota; Fungi; Ascomycota; Dothideomycetes; Pleosporales; Sporormiaceae. The coding region runs from base 39 to 2660 and encodes 873 amino acids. Gene Ontology annotation, molecular function: ATP binding; ATP-dependent chromatin remodeler activity. The transcript has 3 exons.